UGUACGCUGCUGUCCUUAGGCACUUCCCUUCGGUCGUGUGCGUCACUUGUGGUUUCGUUAAACCGCAUCGCGUCUCGCUCUCUUUCCAAAUAAUACGACACCGUGCCGAGUCGUCGUUAUUGUUUCGUUGGACAGCGACCCGGCUGGCAGGAUCUCGAUUUCGAUUCGAAGCGACAAACGAGCAUCGAACCGCCUGCACGCCCUAUUGUGCUGAUCAUUGGACCGGACACAGUGAUUUAUUGGGAACUAUUACGCAGUUCGGACCGCCUGCGUUCAUUCCGUCUUUGUAGCUGUUUACGUGAACUGGUGCGACGAGUUGCGUCCGGAAGCACAGGACGCGCGUGAUCUUGCUGAUCGGCGUGUUUGAUGACAGCAGCCAAGAAGACGAAUAAUGGACGCUAUGGAUGAGAAAGGCAAAAUGGAGAAAGUGGAGAGCAUGGGCGAGGACAAGGACAAGGUGGACGUCGCGGAGAAGGACGCCGAAAUGGACGCUGUCGAGGAGGUGGUGAUCAAGGAUCCGUCGGUGAUCGUCGACACCACCGACAAGAAGCGGGAAUACAAACAGCAGAACAAUUUCGCGGCGAAGAAGACGGUGGCUCAGGGGAUGAUGGAUGUUGCUCUGAUCACCGCGAACGCGAAUCAGCUGAGAUAUCUGUUGGAGUAUCAGCAGAAGAGCAGCACCUUCGUUCUCAUACUGACGCUGAUCAUCAUCAGCCUGGCCCUGCAGGUCGCCGUGGGUAUCAGUCUGGUGUUCAAGGGCCGUUACGACAUCAAGGGGAAAUCGAACUCCCUCACCGCCCAGAAGAUCAACAAUUACGUCGUGAUCGGAGUUUUCCUCAUAACGAUCAUCAAUGUUUUCAUCGCGUCGUUCAGCAUUUCCGUGCAGCCGUUGGAUACAACGACGUAAACAAUGGAUACAAUCGACGCCCGUAUGGAUUUUCAAUGUUCGAUCGAUGAACACCGACGAUCGCGUGAAAAAUCUGCACGAAUUAGCGCUCUCUCUCUCUCUCUCUCUCACUCUCUGUAUCCCUAAGUAUUUGUUAUUAUCAUGAUCAUGAUAGUAAUGACAAAACGAUGUUCUUUUGUUUCUGUACGAGAUUAUUAUCCGCGAUAAGAUACACGGGGCAGACGGUGCAACAUAGAUUUGUACACUAGCUUCGCAACGUUGCAAGAUUGCCGCGCAAUUAGGGUGAAAAAUUCCCGUCUGAACGAUCGAACGUGUUUCAGCCGUUACCACACACAUAUGUAUAUGUAUGUAUCGUUAAAAUGCGUAAGUUCUCUUUGCGAACAAUAUGUAUAGCAAUGUAUAAAUCAAUAAAUUAUUUAAGUUGUCAACGC
Messenger RNA from Megalopta genalis, 1338 nucleotides. RefSeq names its product ninjurin-A. Gene Ontology annotation, cellular component: membrane. NCBI's taxonomy places the organism in Eukaryota, Metazoa, Arthropoda, Insecta, Hymenoptera, Halictidae. Gene Ontology annotation, biological process: cell adhesion; tissue regeneration. The record is from RefSeq and is a predicted model, not a curated record.